AUGACAGGUGUCCGAGGAGAGGGCCCUGGUGAGGCCAGCUCCAGGCCCAGAGAGGGUGGGGGCCUGCCCAGGGUUGCACAGCCACCCCCCACACGCGCCCUUUUCCUGGCCCUUGGCUCCCUGCUGCCUCACAGUGGCCCCACAUGGGCCCUUCCAAACCCUUCCGAGGGGUCAGAGCAGGGCCAGGGGCUACGGACACAGACACCCUCCCAAGUCAGGCUGCAUCGUCCCUAUCCACACCCGGAAAGGAGCUGUCCCAUGGCCCCUCAGAAGCCUCUGGGAGGGACUGUUGGGUCUGUCCUGGACAGUGGGUGCAGGACAGGGAGAGAGGAGAGAAUGUGCUGAGAAGACAGAGACCUCCUCCUCCUCUGGGGCAAAGUCUCCCGGGCACACGGCGAUUGGUGGGCAGUACCCGGACCAGGGUGCUGUGGGCCAGCAGGCCCCCUGGGGUGACCAGGCCCAAGGGGUAGGGGGAGAUGCCUGCCCCAACAGGGGCAGCAGGAGAGGGGCUGAGCCUGAGAGGCCCCCGCAAGCCCCUGGGCAGUGGGGUCAUUCUCCUGUGAACAGAUGGGCUGAGUCUGUGGGUCCAGGCGGGGUGGGCGGUGGGCUGGGCUGCAGGGUGGCCUGGGGGAUGGGUCCUGCCUCCUAGCUUGCCAAUAGACGCAACUGCUCUCCAGCAUAACUGCCCACCUCUGGGGCCGAGCCCGCCGGGAGCUCUGCUGGGCCCAGCCCUGCCCUGAACCCGGAUCCGAACUGGGUGACUUCAGGGACUGGGGCCCUCCCCACCCACCUGGUGCAAAGGGCUUCCCUCCCACAGUUGGAUGGGGUAGGGACGAGCACAGGAAAGCCCGCAGAGCUUGGGAUGGACUUCCCCAGGGGCCUCCCGGCCAACCAGCCAGAACACCAGCAUCCUAUCCUUCCGAAGGCGGGCAAGGCACAGGGUCGUCACUUCCCAUCUGUGUCUGCUCAUGAGCCCGUACCCACCCCUGCAACAGCCCUGGGCUGGCGCAGAGCCCAGCCAGAGAGAAGCCCCACUCUAAAAGGGCUGGGCUGGGGGUCUGGACCACCUGCUCCAAGGUGAUAGUGGAACCAAGACAAGGCAGGCACCUGGGGCUACGACAGGUACCCCUUUGGGGCCUCGAGUCCUGGGUAAACAUUAAUGGGGCUUGGUACAUAGCAGGUCAUGUGUGCGCCCAGCAGAUCUUUGACCGGCCGUUGCUCCCGCCCUGUGUCUCCUCCCCGCAGGUGCCCCCUCACUACCCUCACAGGCACUUCCGGCACCCGGCACCCUGUGCCCUGGGCCACCCACCAAGUCUUCUUCCAGCCAGGACCAGCAAGGGAUCCGGGGAGCCGGGGCCCCCUCGACUCUGCCCCCGAAACUGGACUGGGCUCGCCUGACAACUGCUGGAGGUCACUGCAGCCAUCCCCCUGUAGCUGGAGGAAGUGGGAAGUCUCCAAGAUCCAGGCCUGGGCCUGGGUCUGUCCCUGCCAGAAAUCCAUGCCGAAUUCCCUCACGGGUGGCCAGGUCCCCCCCCUCACUCUGGACACAGUUGGCCUGGUGGACCGGAGUCUAGGAAAUGCAGGGACCUCCGGUUCUGCCCCAGUCUUGGAAGAGGGGGAGGUGGACCCCUGGGCUCUCCCUCAGCUGAAGGACACUGGCCAGUCCUGGAAAGAGCUCAGCGUGGCCGGAAGGGUGCUCCGCGUGGUCGUCGGCUUCCUCAAGGCUUGUGGGCUCCUGGGCAACCUUUAUCUUUUCAUCUGCUCCCUGGACAUCCUCAGCUCAGCCUUCCAGCUGCUGAGCAGCAAAAUGGCCGGAGACAUCUUUAAGGACAACGUGGUGCUGUCCAACCCCGUGGCAGGACUGGUCAUUGGCGUGCUGGUCACAGUGCUGGUCCAGAGCUCGAGCACGUCCUCCUCCAUCGUGGUCAGCAUGGUGGCCUCCAAAUUGCUGACCGUCCAGGCAUGCGUGCCCAUCAUCAUGGGCGUCAACGUGGGCACGUCCAUCACCAGCACCCUCGUCUCGAUGGCACAGUCGGGGGACCGGGAUGAGUUUCGGAGGGCCUUCGGAGGCUCGGCCGUCCACGGCAUCUUCAACUGGCUCACGGUGCUGAUCCUGCUGCCGCUGGAGAGCGCCACGGCCCUGCUGGAGAGGCUCAGCGGGCUGGCUCUGGGCGCAGGCGGCCUGCAGCCCGGGGGGCAGGCCCCCGACAUCCUCAAGGUGCUAACAAAGCCUCUCACACACCUCAUUGUGCAGCUGGACACCGAUAUGAUCACAAGCAGUGCCACAGGCAACGCCACCAACGGCAGCAUCAUCAAGCGAUGGUGUGGUACCAGGGAGCUGACGAUUUCAGGGAACAGCAGCGACUGUGGACCCACUGCCUCUGGCCCCUGUCCUGAGAGCAAUAGCUCUGUGGUGGUGGAGCAGCUGCCCUGCCGCCACCUGUUCGUGGGGACUGCGCUCACGGACCUGGCCGUGGGCUUCAUCUUGCUGGCCGCCUCCCUGCUCCUGCUCUGCACCUGCCUCGUGCUCAUCGUCAAGCUGCUCAACUCUGUGCUGCGCGGCCGCGUGGCCCAGGCUGUGAGGAAGGUCAUCAACGCGGACAUCCCCUUCCCGUUCGGCUGGCUCAGCGGCUACCUGGCCAUCCUCGUGGGCGCCGGCCUGACCUUCGUGCUCCAGAGCAGCAGCGUCUUCACGGCAGCCAUAGUACCGCUCAUGGGAGUUGGCGUGAUCAGCCUGGAGCGGGCGUACCCUCUCUUCCUGGGCUCCAACAUUGGCACGACCACCACAGCCCUGCUGGCCGCCCUGGCCAGCCCCGCGGACAUGCUGCUCAGUGCCCUCCAGACCCUUUUGAUGCAGGGCCCUGGUCCACCCCCCCCAGGAAGCCCUCUGGACUGCACCUUCCACACUGACUCCUCAAGGCCGGCAGCCCCUGGCAGGAGCUCUGUUCCCUGCACGCAUGGCCCUGCACCUCCUCCCCAUAGGAGCCCGGCCAGAGCCCAGGGCUGGGUGGCCAAGCCCACUCAUGGAUAAGCAGGAGCGGGGGCACUAGGCAUGAGAUGCAGGCAAGCUAAGCCGGCCCAGGGGAGGAGCAGACGCCGCCACUAGUGAUGUGCUUCCCCCACUAGGAGGCUAGACUCGGCUCCCAAACGCUAGGUGUGCUGUGGGGAGUGGGGCGGAACCGGAAGGCACACCCAUGUCUGGCGGGACUCUACCCUCCGAGGCGGCCCAUCGAGGCCAACAAGCGGACCUCCAACAGGCUUCAGACUUAGCACCCUCUGGCUGGGGUGGGGGGUGGGGAGGAGUAGCAGGGGUCUUGGGUAGCCUCCAGAGGACCUGCAUGCCAUGGGUCCCAGUCCCCUGAGCCCUGCCUGCGCUCUGGACCUCCAGGUGGCCCUCAUCCACUUCUUCUUCAACCUGGCUGGCAUCCUGCUGUGGUACGUGGUGCCCGUCCUGCGGCUGCCCAUCCCGUUGGCCAAGCGCU
Molecule: messenger RNA, 3482 nt
Organism: Mustela erminea (ermine)
Lineage: Eukaryota; Metazoa; Chordata; Mammalia; Carnivora; Mustelidae
Gene: SLC34A3
Product: solute carrier family 34 member 3
Exons: 14
Coding region: 1184-3031 (615 amino acids)
Biological process (GO): intracellular phosphate ion homeostasis; sodium-dependent phosphate transport
Cellular component (GO): apical plasma membrane; vesicle; brush border
Molecular function (GO): sodium:phosphate symporter activity
Source: RefSeq, a predicted model, not a curated record